Messenger RNA from Elephantulus edwardii (Cape elephant shrew), 2801 nucleotides. RefSeq names its product MAP/microtubule affinity-regulating kinase 4 (gene MARK4). Gene Ontology annotation, molecular function: ATP binding; protein serine/threonine kinase activity; tau-protein kinase activity. Bases 319 to 2385 code for a protein of 688 amino acids. Gene Ontology annotation, biological process: intracellular signal transduction; microtubule cytoskeleton organization; protein phosphorylation. The record is from RefSeq and is a predicted model, not a curated record. Lineage: Eukaryota; Metazoa; Chordata; Mammalia; Macroscelidea; Macroscelididae. Gene Ontology annotation, cellular component: cytoplasm. The transcript has 18 exons.
CUGACGUCCCUUCCUCCCCGACCCCUCCACUACCUCCCUCCACCGCCGCCCGGGCCGGCUCCGCGCCCCCUCCCGCCAGCCCGCCUGCCCGCUGCCCUCAUGACACCCGGAGCCCCCACUGCGUGGAGCCACUAGGACCCUCGGCGUCCCUUCCCCUCCCCCCGCCCUGCCUCCUCUCCCACGACGCGGACCCGGGCGUCCUCAGCGCCCAGCUUUUGAGCUCGCGCCCCCAGGCCGGCGGGGGGGGAGGGGACGAGAGGGGACACCCCCCCUGGACCCCCGCCCCCCCCACCCGGCCGACCCCGGGACCCGGAGAAGAUGUCUUCGCGGACGGCGCUGGCUCCCGGCAACGAUCGGAACUCGGACACGCAUGGCACCUUGGGCAGUGGCCGCUCCUCGGACAAAGGGCCCUCCUGGUCCACCCGCUCCCUGGGCGCCCGCUGCCGGAACUCUAUCGCCUCCUGCCCAGAGGAACAACCCCACGUGGGCAACUACCGCCUGCUGAGGACCAUCGGGAAGGGCAACUUCGCCAAGGUCAAGCUCGCUCGGCACAUCCUCACGGGCCGGGAGGUGGCCAUCAAGAUCAUUGACAAAACCCAGCUCAACCCCAGCAGCCUGCAGAAGCUCUUCCGAGAAGUUCGCAUAAUGAAGGGCCUCAACCACCCCAAUAUCGUGAAGCUCUUCGAGGUGAUCGAGACCGAGAAGACGCUGUACCUGGUGAUGGAAUAUGCAAGUGCCGGAGAAGUGUUUGACUACCUCGUGUCGCACGGCCGCAUGAAGGAGAAGGAAGCUCGAGCCAAGUUCCGACAGAUUGUAUCGGCUGUGCACUAUUGCCAUCAGAAAAACAUUGUACAUAGGGACCUGAAGGCCGAGAACCUCUUGCUGGACGCUGAGGCCAACAUCAAGAUCGCCGACUUCGGCUUCAGCAACGAGUUCACACUGGGCUCGAAGCUGGACACGUUCUGUGGGAGCCCCCCGUAUGCCGCCCCCGAGCUCUUCCAGGGCAAGAAGUACGACGGGCCGGAGGUGGACAUCUGGAGCCUCGGCGUCAUCCUGUACACGCUCGUCAGCGGCUCCCUGCCCUUCGACGGGCACAACCUCAAGGAGCUGCGGGAGCGUGUCCUCCGAGGGAAGUACCGGGUCCCCUUCUACAUGUCCACUGACUGUGAGAGCAUCCUGCGGAGAUUUUUGGUGCUGAACCCAGCAAAACGCUGCACUCUUGAGCAAAUCAUGAAAGACAAAUGGAUCAACAUCGGGUAUGAAGGUGAAGAGUUGAAGCCAUACACAGAGCCCGAGGAGGACUUUGGGGACACCAAGCGGAUCGAGGUGAUGGUGGGCAUGGGCUACACUCGGGAAGAAAUCAAAGAGGCCUUGACCAGCCAGAAGUACAACGAAGUGACUGCCACCUACCUCCUGCUGGGCAGGAAGACUGAGGAGGGUGGGGACCGGGGUGGCCCAGGACUGGCCCUGGCACGGGUGCGGGCGCCCAGCGACACUACCAACGGGACAAGCUCCAGCAAAGGUGCCAGUCACAGCAAGGGGCAGCGGACAGCAUCCUCCACCUACCACCGCCAGCGUCGGCACAGCGACUUCUGUGGCCCUUCCCCCACACCCCUGCACCCCAAGCGCAGCCCGACCAGCACAGGGGAGACGGAGCUGAAGGAGGAGCGCCUGCCCGGCCGGAAGGCGAGCUGCAGCGCCACGGGGAGCGGGAGUCGGGGGCUGCCCCCCUCCAGCCCCAUGGUCAGCAGCGCCCACAACCCCAACAAGGCUGAGAUCCCAGAGCGGCGGAAGGACAGCACGAGCACCCCUAACAACCUCCCUCCCAGCAUGAUGACCCGCAGAAACACCUACGUUUGCACAGAACGCCCGGGAGCUGAGCGCCCGUCCUUGUUGCCAAAUGGCAAAGAAAACAGCUCUGGCACUCCGCGGGUGCCCCCCGCCUCCCCCUCAAGUCACAGCCUGGCUCCCCCAUCGGGGGAGCGGAGCCGCCUGGCCCGCGGCUCCACCAUCCGCAGCACCUUUCACGGUGGCCAGGUCCGGGACCGUCGGGCAGGGAGCGGGGGAGGCGGGGGAGUGCAGAACGGACCCCCUGCCUCACCCACACUGGCCCACGAGGCCGCUCCCCUGCCCACUGGGCGGCCCCGCCCCACCACCAACCUCUUCACCAAGCUGACCUCCAAACUGACCCGAAGGGUUACCCUCGAUCCCUCUAAACGGCAGAACUCUAACCGCUGUGUCUCGGGCGCCUCUCUGCCCCAGGGAUCCAAAAUCAGGUCGCAGACGAACCUGAGAGAAUCGGGGGACCUGAGGUCACAAGUUGCCAUCUACCUUGGGAUCAAGCGGAAACCGCCCCCCGGCUGCUCCGAUUCCCCUGGAGUGUGAAGCUGACCAGCUCGCGUCCUCCCGAGGCCCUGAUGGCCGCCCUGCGCCAGGCCACGGCGGCUGCCCGCUGCCGCUGCCGCCAGCCACAGCCGUACCUGCUGGCCUGCCUGCACGGGGGUGCGGGCGGGCCCGAGCCCCUGUCCCACUUCGAAGUGGAGGUCUGCCAGCUGCCCCGGCCCGGCCUGCGGGGCGUCCUCUUCCGCCGAGUGGCCGGCACCGCCCUGGCCUUCCGCACCCUCGUCACCCGCAUCUCCAAUGACCUCGAGCUCUGAGACGCUGCGGCCCCGGGCCCCCUUCUUCUUCCUCCCUCGUGGCCCCCGUCACUUCUGCAGGAGGGGACAGGGACAGGGGCGGUAGUGAGGGAGCUGUCCCUCCACCAUGGCCUCCUUUUCCCUGAAGGAGAUCUGGGGGCAGAG